Messenger RNA from Rotaria sp. Silwood2, 1869 nucleotides. NCBI's taxonomy places the organism in Eukaryota, Metazoa, Rotifera, Eurotatoria, Philodinida, Philodinidae. The record is from the annotation of a GenBank genome assembly.
AUGGCGCAACUUCAAUCAUUGGCAAAUGAAUUACUACUUGAUUUAUUUGAAUAUUUUGAUACUGCUAAUCUUCUUCAAGCCUUUAAUGGGUUAAAUUCUCGUUUUAAUGAAUUACUUUACUUUCAUUUUCGAUUUCAUCAACUUGAUUUAAAGUCUGUAUCGAAAGAAAUUUUCGAUAGUAUUUCUGAGAAACUUCUUCCAUUAAUUAUUAAUCAAAUUAUUUCGCUUCGUCUUUCAUCUGAUGAAACACCUGGUUUACCUGAACUUCUUCUAUCUCGUGGUUUUACUCUCAAUCGAUUUAUUUGUUUACAAUACCUUUCAUUAUAUAAUAUUAAUCGUCUUGAUACAUUAUACAAAAUAAUAAAUCAAUGUCGAUCUCUUUCUCAUCUUACUCAUCUUAAUAUAAUUAAGCAUGAUGAUGAAGAAAGACAAGAAAACAUUGCGGACUUGCUGAAUAACAUUUGGAGUUUGCCAACACUUACAUAUUGUAAUUUAAAUGGUAUUCAGACAGAUGAAAUAUGGCUGUUGAGCAUCUCAGUAAUUUCACCGUCUAUCGAAUAUCUUUCCAUUGAGAAUAUUCCGUGUAAUUUACACUCUUUAUCUCAUCUGUUCAAAUUUACACCUCGUCUAGAACGACUUUGUACAACUCUGUAUUCUUAUUCCAUAAAUGAUCAUUUAACCAGUAUUAUCCCAUUGAUGAAAUCAAUAAAACUUUGUUUUGGAGGCAGAUUUCAAUCGAUGAGUAAUCUAUUAGAAAAUAUGCCUAAUCUAUCUUGUUUAAUAAUUACAACAUUACAAGUUUAUUUGGAUGGUAAUACAUGGCAAAAAUAUAUUUCUACUUAUUUACCUAAGAUAAAAAUAUUUCAAUUAAAAAUGGAAUUAGAAUUUCGAGAGAAUAAUGAUACCAUUGAAGAAGUUAUUGAUAAAUUACUUGUAUCAUUUCGAACUCCAUUUUGGUUGCAAGAACAUCAAUGGUAUGUUCGAUGUCAUUGGAAUCCAUCAGAUCCAUAUAAAUGGGUUACACUUUAUACAUUACCUUAUCAUUUUGAUACAUUUGAUUAUUCAAAUAAAUCAUGUACUAAAUCAACCUGUUAUGAUGAAAGUCAACAUUGGUCAUAUGAUCUUGUAGAAAUUUAUGGGCAUGGAAGUGUUGAAAAUAAUUUAUUAGAUAGUUUUAGUCUUAUACGUGCUCGUUUUCGUAAUAUACAUCAUCUACAAAUAAAUCUUUCAAUUGAUGAUACAUUUUGGUUACGUUUUCCAUCAUUAAAUUGCUUAACAUCACUUCAUGUAUAUAUUUAUAAAUAUUGUGGAUAUUAUCAAUUACAAACAUUAUUUGAUCAAGCACCUUGUCUUUAUUCAUUAAAACUUCAAUCAUUUGUUGAUUCAUCUAUUAAAUUAUUUGAAUUAAGAAGUAAAUCUAUUAGACGAAUUGAUUUAGUUAAUGAUUUAUUUGAUCGAUCAAUAUAUUAUACAAGAGAAAAUUGUUUUACAUUAAUAAAUUCAAUACUUGGAAAUCAAUGUGAAAUUCUUUCAAUUUGUAUUAAAUAUCGAAAGAAUAUUCUUGAUCUUAUUCAACAUAUGUCAAAUCUUCGAUUAUUAAUUUUUCAAUGUGAAGAUGAUAAAGAAUAUUUUCGAAAUUUUUCAUCUUCAAAAAAUGAACUUGUUCAAUGGUUAGAAUCUUGUUUAUCAUCAACACACAUUAUUACAAGACAUCCAAGACAACGAUUUCUUAUACGUGUUUGGAUCAAUCGAGAAACGAAAAAUAUACUUCCAUUGAAUAGUUAUAUGUUGAAAACGAAACAGAGAAAUAGACUAUCUCACGUUUUAACAUCAUUUCGACAAUAUUUUAAUAAGAUGCUGACAGAUUGA